Messenger RNA from Dentiscutata erythropus, 401 nucleotides. The record is from the annotation of a GenBank genome assembly. Lineage: Eukaryota; Fungi; Glomeromycota; Glomeromycetes; Diversisporales; Gigasporaceae.
AUGAGUGGUCUUGGUCCAAUAAUGAAAGUGAAACGAGAUGCAUUUAUGCAAGACCUUUACCUGGAAUUGUCAUCCGAGCAAAUCUUGGACCAUGCCAAUGCCGGAAAUUCAAGCUGGUGUCUCAAGGAGAAGCAAAAGAAAAGCAGAGUAUUUGUAAAAUGUCUUACGCCUCAAGUAAAAAGUUUGUUAGAAACUAUAUUUUAUACUGGAACAGCAAGCCCAAGAAACAAAUUGUUGGCAACUGAAAUGCAACAAGAGUUGUUAAAUCACUCACAGAAAGAUGAAAUCAAUAAGGUCAACAUGCCUAAGGUGUCAACAAUUUCAAACUGGAUAAGUAGUUUCUCAAAAGCGUGGAAACAAGCAAUGGCAGGGAAUUCUUUGGAGGAAAAUAACCCAAAUUU